Molecule: messenger RNA, 3695 nt
Organism: Seriola aureovittata
Lineage: Eukaryota; Metazoa; Chordata; Actinopteri; Carangiformes; Carangidae
Gene: clgn
Product: calmegin
Exons: 15
Coding region: 16-2271 (751 amino acids)
Biological process (GO): protein folding
Cellular component (GO): endoplasmic reticulum; endoplasmic reticulum membrane
Molecular function (GO): calcium ion binding
Source: RefSeq, a predicted model, not a curated record
CAGCGAGAAGUGCGCAUGCCCACUUGCAAGGACUCGCUCGUGCUCAUCAACCGCGCACCGUUAUCCAGGCCAAGCUGUCAUCUACUGACCAUCUUCUCCAGCCGACAACCGUGUCUCUCCCAGCCAUACACGAGGGGCCUUGGUAAACCCCUCAGCGGGCCAAACGCAGAAGAUACUUCCUCUUUUAUUUCAAAGCGGAGAAACAGCGUUUACCCAGGAAUUUUCUCUGCAGUUACAAGAAGGCACAAGAUGAAGUUGGACAGGGGUUGGAUGUGGCGCAUGCUGCUCCUGUCCUCCCUGGCUGUGGCCGCAAUAGUGGCCCAGGAGAGGCUGUCAGAGGCUGAUGUCGCAGACCUCGAUGAAGAUUUGGGCUUGGAUGAGGAAUUAAAGGUUCUUAUGGCAGAAGAGGAGGAAGAGGAGGAGGCAACAGUGAUGGACGAAGAGCAGUCGGAUGAGACAGAUGACAAGGGCACAGCAACUGAGAAGGGUGGCAGCGCUGAAACAGAUGUCUCCUUCCAGGUAACAUACACGACUCCUGUUCCCACUGGAGACGUGUACUUUGCAGAUACGUUUGAUGAUGGAUCACUGGGCAGAUGGCAGCUGUCAAAGACAGUUAAGGGGGACGCAGAUGAUGAAAUCGCCAAAUAUGACGGGAAGUGGGCUGUGGAGCAGUUGAAGGAGAACAAGGUUCCAGGAGACCAGGGCCUGGUGCUCAAGUCCCGGGCCAAACACCAUGCAAUAUCCGCAAUGCUGGACAAACCCUUCGUCUUCCAGGAUGAGCCUCUGGUCAUUCAGUAUGAGGUGAAUUUCCAGGAUGGUAUUGACUGUGGUGGAGCAUAUAUCAAACUGCUUUCAGACACUGAUGAUCUCAAUCUGGAGCAAUUUCACGACCGUACACCCUAUACCAUCAUGUUUGGACCUGACAAAUGUGGCGAGGACUACAAGCUGCACUUCAUCUUCCGGCACCAGAAUCCUCUGAACAAAGACAUGGACGAGAAGCACGCCAAGAGGGCCGACGUCGACCUCAAGAAGUUCUACACUGACAAGAAGACUCACCUCUACACAUUGGUGCUGAACCCAGACAACAGCUACGAGAUGUUGAUCGAUCAGUCCAGUGUGAGCCGUGGGAACCUGCUGCACGAUGUGGUGCCUCCAGUCAACCCUCCCAAAGAGAUGGAUGACCCAAAUGACUCCAAGCCUGAGGACUGGGACGAGAGGGCCAAGAUUCCUGACCCUGAAGCUGUCAAGCCUGAUACCUGGGAUGAGGAUGCACCUGCUAAGAUUGAGGACCCUGACGCUCUGAAGCCCGAGGGCUGGCUGGAUGAUGAACCAGAGUUUGUCCCUGACCCUAAUGCAGAGAAACCAGAGGACUGGGAUGAGGAGAUGGAUGGAGAGUGGGAGCCACCACAGGUUCCUAACCCAGCCUGUGAGACAGCCCCUGGCUGUGGGGAGUGGAAGCGCCCAAUGAUCAACAACCCUCAGUACAAGGGCAAGUGGAAAGCCCCACUGGUGGACAACCCCAACUAUCAGGGGGUCUGGAAACCUCGUAAGAUCGAUAACCCGGAUUACUUUGAGGACCUGCAGCCAUUCAGGAUGACACCUUUCAGAGCUCUGGGCUUGGAGCUGUGGUCCAUGACCUCGGAUAUCUACUUUGACAACUUCAUUAUCACCUCUUACAAGGAGGUGGCUGACCGCUGGGCUUCUGACAGCUGGGGACUAAAGAAACUGGUGGCCAGCGCUAACGAGCCGGGAAUUUUUGCUCAGCUGUUGAUGGCAGCAGAGGAACGACCGUGGCUUUGGGUGAUCUACAUACUGACAGUAGGCCUGCCCAUAGGAUUGGCUGUGCUCUUCUGCUGGCCUAAGAAAUCAGAAGAUGACUACGUGUACAAGAAGGUGGAUGUGCCCCAGGCUGAUGUAGAAGAGGAAGAGGAGGAAGAGGAGGAAGAGGAGGAGGCAGUAGCAGAUGAGGAAGACAAAGCAGCUGAAGCUGCAGAAGGAGCAGCAGCCGCAGCAACAGAGGAAGCCGAGGAGGAUGCUGCAGAUGCAAGAGGGGACAAUCUAGAGGUGGAUGAUGAAGAAGAAGAGGAGGAGGAGGAGGAGGACGAUGAGGAGGAAGAGGAAGAGGAGGAGGAGGAGGAGGAAGAGGAGGAAGGAGAAGAGGAGAGCAAAGCUCCAGAGAGAACAUUAGAAGAUGAGCCAAAGGAGGGAGGAGAUGUCGGUGAAGAGAGCCAGAAACAAGCUGUGAGAAAGAGGAGGGUACGGAAAGACUGAAGAGGUGAACCCCACGCCUACUGUCUCCUUGCCCUCCCAAUGGAAAGGAGGUGGAAGGGCCAUAUCUGCCGCUGCCCCCUACCCCACCCGCCACCCCUUUUGAGCGGAGCAGCAUGUAAUUCCUCCAAACCACCUGGUAGCCUGCAUUCACCCUGGCUGCCCCAUCCACGUCUUCUCCAUCCCUCGGCCACACCCACCACAGGUCUGCAGUCUCCCAAACCACAUCCUAUAUCAUUCCUCAUCCCGUCUCUCCUCUUCCUGUCUGCUCGCUCAACUAUCAGAUGAAUUCCAUGGAGAUUUUGUGCAUUUAGCUGAUUUCCUCCCUCCCUCCUGAGCUUCUACACUUUCUUCAUUCUUCUCCCCCCUCUAUAAGCCAUUGCUGUCAAAAUGCCUGUCAGCCUGAAAAUCCCACGCCUCUUCCACCUCUGUUCCUGUUCAGCCCGUCUCCGCUGUCAGUCUUCUCUCUGAGUAUACGCCAUCAUAGAUCUACCACUGUCCCCUCUGAGAGUGAAGGCAGCACUGAGUGUCUGCACUGCUGUCGAUUUCCAGUUGUUUGUACCAUUUUACAACAUAUCAUAGGGGCCACAUCUCAGAAGUUAGACAUUAUUGUUGUGUCCUUUGUUUUAAAGAACUUGUGCGAGGACACUGUUUGACAAAGUUCCUUCCUUGUUUGAAAUCGUUCGGGUUUCGAGAACAGGCCAGGAGGAGAGGAUGCCGGGCUGUGAGGAAAGGCUGUUUGAGAUGUUACUGCAGUGUCAGGGCAUUUCAGUGAAGUCGCCUCAGCUUAGGUUUAAAAGAUUACCUCUUUAAAAAUGGAUGUUCUGUUUAGAUUUUAGCUAGUUUGUCAGGAGCAUCAGUUACUUUUAUGUGUUUUUUACUAAGUUAUCGUAAUUUAAGAGUUGAGGAUUAGCAUUGAUAACCCUAUUUAUUGGUUUUAAAAUUUAAGCCAGUAUGAAUAAAGAUUUCAUAAUGCAGUGUUUUGAGUGACUUGAGGCAGUUUUCUUAAAGAUGAUAUACCGCUGAUGAGCUUAGUCUGAGCCCAGGCUUGUACGAAAUAUUUUUUAAAAACUGACAUUGUCAGCGCUUGCAGCAAAAACAGAUUAUCUUGAAAACCUCUACCAUCAACUGUCAAAAAGACAGAAUAAAUGUGGAUUUCUGCAGCAAGCAGCUGGAUAUUAAACCUGUGAAGACAUGUCUCAUUCAGUCAGUACACAGCAGUGCUUUCCGAUAACGUCUAGACUAGCUGGAGUUCCGAUCUAGAUUGUUAACUGGGGAAGACGAUGCUAAAUUAUUUGUUUUAUAUUAUUGUCUCAAGCUUUUGUAGUUCACAUUCUCGCCAUAUGCUGGCAGAUAUCCCUGUUUACAUUUGUUUGCAAAUUGUACAUUGCUCUUGAAAAUAAAACUAUUUAAUACAAAGAAAAUUA